Selaginella moellendorffii is the source of this 678-nucleotide messenger RNA. RefSeq names its product pentatricopeptide repeat-containing protein At1g15510, chloroplastic-like. Gene Ontology annotation, biological process: RNA modification. Bases 1 to 633 code for a protein of 210 amino acids. NCBI's taxonomy places the organism in Eukaryota, Viridiplantae, Streptophyta, Lycopodiopsida, Selaginellales, Selaginellaceae. The transcript is spliced from 2 exons. Gene Ontology annotation, molecular function: RNA binding; protein binding. Gene Ontology annotation, cellular component: intracellular membrane-bounded organelle. The record is from RefSeq and is a predicted model, not a curated record.
AUGGGCGCCAAUGCUGCCGCCUUCGCGUCUCUACUGCGCGGCGCCACCGAUCUCUCGCAAUGCCGCUGGAUCCUGGAGCAGCUGAUCAACAGCAGGUAUGCUGGUGACAUCUUCCUGGGGAAUUUGGCGCUCCAGAUGUUUGGGAAGCUGCAUGGCAUCGGCGACGCCAGGGCUUUGUUCCACCGGAUGGCACAGACCGGGCGAAAUCUCUUCUCCUGGUCGAUCAUGAUCUCGGCACUGUGUCGCGACGGGCAUCACCGCGAGGCCCUGGGGUGUUACCACGCGAUGAAUCUGGAAGGGGGCAUUGAGGCCGAUAUGGUGAUCUUGUCCACCGUCAUUGGCGUUUGCUCCGCGCUCCAGAAUCUCUGCGAGGGACGCAAGCUCCACGAUCGCGUCGCUGGCUGUGGCCUGGAAUCCGACACGGUCGUACACAACGCUUUGGUGAGCAUGUAUGUGAAGUGUGGCUGCUUGGACGAUGCUCGAGCGGUCUUCGACACUACUCCGACGCGAGAGAAGGAUGCCGUCUCUUGGAACGUGAUGAUGGCUGCGUACUCCUCGCGAGGGACCCGAUGCCGUGAGCUUUGUCACCGCCAUCUCGGCCUGCUGUGGAUUAAAAGACGUGAAGCAGGCUAGAGCUCUGGAGGAGCUCAGUUGUUCGCAUGGAUUUUUGGAGACCAG